Messenger RNA from Scophthalmus maximus (turbot), 1372 nucleotides. RefSeq lists its product as uncharacterized. The coding region runs from base 141 to 641 and encodes 166 amino acids. The record is from RefSeq and is a predicted model, not a curated record. NCBI's taxonomy places the organism in Eukaryota, Metazoa, Chordata, Actinopteri, Pleuronectiformes, Scophthalmidae. The transcript is spliced from 2 exons.
CAUUUCCCCCUCUGUCUCUGGGAAAGCAGCAGUUUUAGGGGGGAAAAACAAGUGUGUGGAGCCAAGAAACAGGUCUGACCUCAGUUACUGGAACUAAACAAGUUGCUGUUUUAAAGAGUCUCUAAAGUGGCCAAGGCAACAUGAACACCACAGAGUCAGACUUCAACUUCACCUUCACCUCCAACAUCACAGAAAACAUCACUCUGUCAAGCCUGACAACCACAAACAUCUCCUCCACCGUCUCAGAGCCUCCAUCCUAUUCAUCUGAUGUCCACGACCCAGAAUUCACCAUCAUCGUGGUGCUGGGCUUAUCACUGCUGCUGGCGGGGUUAGCGGCCUUCCUGGCAGUGUGCCGGCCCUCUGAACAGGAUGGUGACUCUGACGCAGGCUGCGGUCCAGGGGAGAGCUUGACCCGUGGACGAAGCCAAUCAAGUGAGCCCCAGCUCAAGGUGUGGAAGAGACUGGGCUCGUAUCGGCGUUCGUAUAACCUGUCUUUCAGACGCCCGCCAUAUCGCAGACCACAUGAGCGGGAGAGCACACGUGCGUCGCAGUCGCCGGCAGGACAGACGCCACAGGCAGAAGCCAGCAAGGAGCCUCACCUCACUAUGCCAUGUCUAUUCGACUAUGUCACUGAAAUCUGACUCGAGGACAGGUUGAGGUUUGACUGAAUGUUCCCAAAAAUGUGACACACUGUAUAUUUGGAUGAAUGUGGACGAAGAGAAAGUACGUGGAAAGAAUUUUUUGUUUUACUUACUCUGAGCUCUAAUUGGAUGUGGUCUGCUACAAAGUAUGUGAGGCAAUCAAAAAGACAGUCUGAAAAGUUUACACGUUUUUUUGGGACUGACCAUUUUGCCUUCACUAUAGUAGCAGGUAACAUUGUUGGACAUUAAUGUUUUUUUCACGAUCACCCCCUUCUGCAGUUUAUCCACUGGAGGUGAAUUUGAAUUAAUCCCACAACGACUCAAUUCGAUUACAUAUCUCGCAGUAAGGAUUUGAUGCUUCAUCAAAUCUGCCCUCAAUUAAAUUUGGUCUGAUUUGAUUGCAUUUAAGUUUUUCCAAAGAGUAUAACAGCAGCUCAGUAAAAAAAUAAUAUCUUUUCAAAAAUAAUUUUUCAUUUUCACCAAUCACAUUCAAAAGUCCAGGGACAAAGUGUUGUUCAUCUACAUCAUCACCGCCAAUUGUUCUGAUGUCGUAAACCCUAUCCACCUGGGAAUUCAUUUUCGAAUGAAGACAAACACUAUGAAUUAUUUAAACAUGUGAUUUCAUGUCGGUCUCAAAACAUGGUCUGUGAGCCAAACAGAGACCCCUCGCUAACCGAUUCUUUGUGUUUUGUAAUUUUUACGUGAAGAAAUAAAGUGACUUUUAAGUUUGA